Molecule: messenger RNA, 363 nt
Organism: Rotaria sordida
Lineage: Eukaryota; Metazoa; Rotifera; Eurotatoria; Philodinida; Philodinidae
Source: the annotation of a GenBank genome assembly
AUGUUGAUACGCAUUCGUAAUGACAGCCAUUAUCACAUUCAAAAUAAUUUAUCAUCAACAAUCCUAUGUGCAAAUAUAUCUAUUAACGGUAUACUUGAAAAUUGUACAUAUGAAAUUCCAUUAUCUACAUCAACACCUAUAACAAAUAAUUUAUUUCCUAAUUCACUUGUUAUUAUAUUCGUUUUAUCGAUUUUAUCGAUAUUUGGCGUUUGUUUUAUGAUCUUUGGUCCAUUACAAAGAUCUGAAGCUUAUAAACGUGUUGAAAAUUUUACAUUCGGUCGUCAUCCUAUAUUUAAUGUUGAUCAUCGUGAACCAUCAGCUACUACACGUUAUGAUGAAUCAAUGGAAUUUGCAGAUGAAUAA